AUGUCGGUGCGCAGACCGGCCUUCGUGAAGCUGCACCCUGCCGACACUUGCGCUGGCUUGCCCCGCGUGUUUCUUGAACAGCACCCCGACAGUUUCGAGCCCCAGACCAACCCCUACACUGGCUUCAAAGAGAAAUGGGGCUUCAGUGAGGACGAUGACGGCGAGCCCAUGGCGUUCAUGAUGCGCUCCAUGACCUGUCAGUCGAUGUACGGGCCCCACAGCAGCCAAGGCCUGAAGAAGCCAGGCAAGCCUCCUGAGCAGCAGUUUGUGGAUGUGCUGAUCGCGAAGAAAGUGCGGGCACUGGAGGCUGGCAAGGAGGCGGCGGAACCCUUCUACCGGCGGGACUUCAUACUCGACAUCGACCUGGCCUGCCCCGACCCGCAGUUCCGGCACGAGCCGCGCGUGUGGCGGCGGGUGCGCGUGUCGGGCGGCACGCAGCUCACCGCGCUGCAGGACAAGGUCAUCACGCCCGUCAUGGGCUGGGUCCGGAACUACCAUGGCCACCUGUGGACAGACUACCGCGACGGCGCCCUGCUGGGAGACCCUGCGUCCCAGGCCAUUGACAUGAUGCACGUCAGCCUGCACUACCACGGUUUUGUUGAUGAGCGGCCCUGGCGCCUGGCUGACAUCCUGCGGGAGGUGGGCCAGCAGAUGAGCUACACGUAUGACAUAGGUGACAACUGGCGCCACGUCAUCACUGUGGUGGAGGUCCUGCCCGAGGAGGAAAGCACCGGCCGGGCGGCUGUGCUGGAUGGCGCCAUGGCGUGCCCGCCUGAGGACAGCAGCGGCAUGGAGGGCUCAGGCUCCGGAUCCUACCAGGAGUUCCUGGACCAGAUGCUGGACCCCGCCUACCAGCGUACCGCCGAGUACCGCACCCGCAUGCACAAGGCCCGCCGCGGCUUCCAGCCCCAGCGCUUUGUGCUGGCAGAGGCGCAGGCGGCGCUGGAGGCGGCACUGGCGAGCCGGGCCAGCGUCUCCUCUGGCUCCAAGCAGUUUGUGACCCCCCUGGGAAUGUGGGGCGACGGCAGGCAUGGGGCCGGCGUGGAUGGGCUGAUAGGCGGCGCGCUGGGGCGGGGGCAGCAGCUGCGGCAGCAGGCCGAGCCCACUGGCUCCAUCCUGACGGAGACGGUGGCAACCUGCAAGGACCCGCGGGGAGUGGCGGUGUGUGCCAACUGCGGCAACCCCAACAACCUGAUGAGCUGCGGAGGGUGCAAGCUGCUCCGUUUCUGCGGGCGCCAGUGCCAACUGCAAGCCUGGCCCCGGCACAAACAGGACUGCAAGGCCGAGCAGAAGCGGCGGGCAGAGAAGGCGGCAAAGACAGGCGCUGCCAGCAGCAGCUAG
Messenger RNA from Chlorella variabilis, 1341 nucleotides. RefSeq lists its product as hypothetical. The record is from RefSeq and is a predicted model, not a curated record. Lineage: Eukaryota; Viridiplantae; Chlorophyta; Trebouxiophyceae; Chlorellales; Chlorellaceae. Bases 1 to 1341 code for a protein of 446 amino acids. The transcript is spliced from 14 exons.